Protopolystoma xenopodis is the source of this 549-nucleotide messenger RNA. The record is from the annotation of a GenBank genome assembly. Lineage: Eukaryota; Metazoa; Platyhelminthes; Monogenea; Polystomatidea; Polystomatidae.
AUGAACAAAAUAGAAGAGAGCUUUAAGACGGCACCGCUACAACCGACAGUGCUCAUGCGGAACCUUGAUGAGUAUUUCGCGCUUUGGUCGUAUGGAAGAGAAAAACGGGAGGAGUUUCUGAAGUUUGCAAGCCGGAUUGAUGAAAAAAUCCAAUUCACGAUGGAAAUAGAGGAAGGUGAGCGAUUACCGUUCCUGGAGGUUAAAGUGAUUCGCUCUAAUGGGGCGCUCGAAACGAAAUUGUUCAGAAAGAUGUCCUAUGCUGGGAUAAUACUCAAUUUCCGGUCCCAUCACAAUUACAGGCUAAAGAUAAAAAUAAUGAGGAACAUGAUCAUCCAAAGCCGACGCUUAACGGAUGUAGAAUUCUGGGAGGAGGGGCUGGACAAAUUGAUGAGGAUAUUCCUCGGCAAUGGCUACCCAAUCGAAGCGAUGCAAAGAAAUAUAUGGGCCAGGACAAGCCGAUGGCAGAACGGGGACUAUGAAGGAUUCACAAAAGUGGAUAUGUCCACCUUCCUGCGAACUAACUCAAAAACUACGUCCAAUAUUGAGUAA